Molecule: messenger RNA, 471 nt
Organism: Truncatella angustata
Lineage: Eukaryota; Fungi; Ascomycota; Sordariomycetes; Amphisphaeriales; Sporocadaceae
Exons: 2
Coding region: 1-471 (156 amino acids)
Biological process (GO): mitochondrion organization
Cellular component (GO): mitochondrion; nucleus
Source: RefSeq, a predicted model, not a curated record
AUGCCUCGUCAACGAUCCGCCGGCCGCCCUGCCCCUGCCCGCCCUACCGUGGCUCCCCGAUCUGCUCCUGCUCCCCAGGCGCAACAGACCCGGCCCGCCACCACAUACGCACCCGCCCAGGCUCAGGCUCCUCACGCUGCUGCCCCGGCACAGGCUGCCCCUGCGUCGCAAGGUCCCGGUCUGUUCGGCCAGAUGGCCAGCACUGCUGCCGGUGUAGCAGUCGGAUCCUCCAUCGGCCACGCCAUCGGUGGCUUCUUCGGCGGCGGCUCCUCCGCGCCCGCCGAGCAGGCCGCUGCUUCUCCUGCCGUCCAGUCCAGCCAGACCAACAACGAGUGGGGCAACAACUGCGGUGUCGCCACCCAGAACUUCACAAAGUGCAUGGACGACCACUCCGGCAACAUGCAGAUCUGCGGCUGGUACCUCGAGCAGCUCAAGGCCUGCCAGUCUGCUGCCACCCAGUACACCUCGUAG